AGUCGCACCCCCCCGCCCGGCAGCUGAAUGGUCUCGUCCACAGCGCUGAGGAAGAAGCGGUUAAUUUUAAACCCUGAGCGGCUUCGCGUCUCAUUAAAGUUCACGGACUUUUGAGUAAAUCUGGUUUUUUAAUCAGUUCCGGUUGUGUUUCAGUGAUAAGCGUGAUGUGUUUUUCCCGCUUGUGAGCUCACAGACUGGUUCUGGAGGAGUUGGCUGAAUGUGUUGUUUUAGUUAGCAGUUAGCAGCGGCUCUGUUAGUUAGUGGGUAGUUAGCGGGUACUUAGCGGUUAGCUAGCCGCCCAUUAGCGGCCCGUUCCCCGCAGUGCUGGAGCAGGGCCUCUCCCGGCACCCCGGCGAUGUCUGCGGCUGGUCUCCUGGAGCAGGUGGUCCAGUGGAGCCCGGAGGUUUGUCAGCAGCAGCUGAAAGCGGUCCUGCCCAGGCUGCUCUCCAUUCCUCAUAACACUAAUAGCUGGAAUGAGCACAUCAAUGUUCUGCAGAUUAUUGUAGACAUGUUCCUUCCUCAUCUCCCUCUGUCAGAACUUGAGGGAGAAUGUUUCUCUAAAAUCCUACCUAAGGUGGUGGUGAUGUUUACUGGCCUUUUGGAAGAGAUUGCCAAGCAAAUCGGAGACGUGCCUAGCCAGAACGCUGAGCUGCACGCAUUCCUCAGGAACAAUUUGCAGAUGAUGGUGCAGACACUGGAGGCUCUGUCUGCUUGUGUGCGUCACGUGUGUGCUCUCGAUGACGCUACGUCGCUGGACUCCAUCCGCUCUCUGCCCUCGUGUGUCCUCCACAUCUUAAAGGACACCUUCCAGCACUGCAAGGAUAGUGAGGUUGUGUACAGCGGGAGACUGUCACUAGUAGGUGACCUGCUACAGAGCCUCUUCAGAGAAGCCUACUCUCUCCAGAAGUGCCUGAUGGAGCUGCUGGAGAAGAUCAGCCUGGAGACCAGUGCCUCUGAAGAAGAAAUAUCUGAUAUAGUCGCAGUGAUUCACAGUUUGCUGGACAUAUGUUCAGUCAUAUCCAAGCUGGAUAUUGCCCUGCAUGCUAACACAUGGAAAUUCAUCAUCAAGCAAAGUGUGAAGUACCAGUCUCUGGUGGAGGAGCGCUUGCGGCACAGUGACCUCGUUACUUUUUUGUGUGAGGACCUGCUGGCCUCAGUGCAGAACUCUCUAGAGAUGGCCGAGCAGAUGCAGCAGUCAGCUCUGAAGGAAAUAGUGCAGUGCCCUGAAUACAGGGUUUUCCAGAAAACCACGAAGAUGUGCAGGUUUUUUGCCAACACAUUGGUCCAUUACAUAAAGGAAUUUAAUCCAUUUCUUUCGAAGUUCUGUAAUCGUUUUCACCAGCUGUACCUUCAAGUCCUCAGUAAAUUUCCUCCUUGUGCCUCAGCCCCGUCUGUGCCCGUUGGCCUGGUUGAAGAGCUGAGCGGGGUUGUGUUGGUUCCUAUGGAUGCUAUGCUGGCACAGCUUUUACCCAUGAGGUCUUUUGUUGAGUGCGUUCUGACCCCGGCCCAGAAGUACAGUCCGGAGCUCGCACUGCCACAGUGUCUCCUGCUGGUGAGCGUGUUGGAGAAGCUCUGCACCCAGACAGAUGAGACGCUGUGUCUCUGGUAUGAUGGCAGUCAGUUCUCAGAGGAAACACACAGGCUGUCCAUCUUUGAGGCAGUUUUUCUGAGUUUCCGUCAGUGCCUGGUAGAGCGGACUGUUCCUGUACGUUUGCCUGGGGUGAUGAUUCGUGGCCAGGCUCAGGGCACAGUGAGCCUGCACCAGCAUGUAUGCGUACAUCUGUGUGGCUGUGUGGCAGCACUGCCCGCUCGACACUUCCCGAGGCUGGAGCGGUCAUUGUUAGGCGCUGUGCUCCAGUCAGACACCCAGACGGCCGUAUUAGCCACUGACGUCUGGUGCUUCCUGGCACGAUACGGUACGGCUGAGUUAUGUUUGCACCACAUUCUCCUCACAGCUCACCUGAUAAAGUCAUGCCCAAGUGUGAACUAUCAGCUGACUCAUUUGGGUUUACUGCUAAGACGCCUGCUCUUUCUUUUGACUCCAAACCACCAGUUGGAGUUUGUUGAACGCUUCUUGCCUUCUAAGGAUGAGAACUUGUGUGUGUGGAGUCCUGUUUUGCUCAGUAGUCUGUGCUCGGAUGUGCGUGCUCGUGUGGAGAGGGAAGUAUUGAGCAGCGCCCAAGCUGCUCUUGAUGCUUGGCAUAGUGCAGGCUACAGGCUGGGGAACAUACCCACACUGGUACCAAAAGUAAUCGGACAGUUGGCUGCUCAGCUGUUCUAUGACCAGAACAAGGCACUGAGUUGUUUAUUGGUGGUGGUCCGAGGAGAGCCCCUGCAGGCUGAGAGUAUGACUCCUUCACUGAACAUUAUUCAUCAGCUGUGGAAUCGCAUGGAUGCUGCACAGGUUCAGAUCCACCCCUCACUUCAGUGUACCUUGAGGCUGCUUCUGUCCAUUACAGGGAAGUUGAUCAAAAGUAUAGAACCACAGGCCAUAGUUCAGGGAGUUUCUUGUCUCAUUGGCCUGAAUCUGCAGAAGUGCCAAGAUGACUUGGUGCUGGCUGCUUUGGAGUAUUUGGCCUCCAUGGGGAAAGUGUUUGUUCCUUCUGAUAUUCAGUUUCAGGUGCUACCCAGCCUCAGCUGUCUAUUCAGCACUUUACUGAUUCACGAGUCUUGGCUGCUCCAUCAGCACACACUGGAAGCCUUUGCCACCUUUGCUGAGGCCACCAAUCAUGAAGAGAUCAUCUCUCAAAGUCUGACCACAGAGGAGACAAAGAACAAAGUGGUGAACUUCCUCAGUAAAAUCGUCACAGACCAGCAGACUUCAGGGGUCCAUAUAGAGAGGCUGAGGGCUGAGGCAGGUGUGAUGGAAAGACACAAUGACACACUGGAAAGAAGGGAAACGACACCUGCACAAACAUCUGUUGCUGAGCCAUGUGCCAAGCGGCCACGCCAGGAGACCUGUAAACAAGAAGAGUAUGAGCGCUACCUCCAGGCAGCAGAAAGUGCUCUGAGGGCACUACAGGGUGUUGGGGGUGCAGCUUCAUCUCCUCCACAGUGGGUAACAUCAAGACUGCAGGCUUUACAAGCACUGAUCACACAAAUCAGCAGUAACAGUCUCCAUCCCCCCUGAUAAGGAAACAAUGCAACACAGCAGGUUGUCCUGUUUCUCACAGUCCUGGCUAUUUCACUUCAGUUUCAGCUGUACACAAACAAUGCACCUGGGUAUUUGGGCAAGAAUAUGUUUUUAAAAUGUUUUUUAAUAUGAAUUUAAUCUCUCUAUACUAUUUGUACAUUAAAUGUAUACCUCACUUAA
This is a messenger RNA of Pangasianodon hypophthalmus (striped catfish), 3313 nucleotides long. RefSeq names its product FIGNL1 interacting regulator of recombination and mitosis (gene firrm). NCBI's taxonomy places the organism in Eukaryota, Metazoa, Chordata, Actinopteri, Siluriformes, Pangasiidae. The transcript has 25 exons. The record is from RefSeq and is a predicted model, not a curated record. Bases 356 to 3130 code for a protein of 924 amino acids.